CGGUUAUCUCCCCCUUGAAAAUUAGUUUUGGCGAGUAAUAAAUUUUCGGAAUGGCGGAUUUUGGUCAAGCUGGAAUUUACGAGGUUGAAAAAUUAUUAAAGAAGCGUAAGGUUCAUGGUCGAACAGAAUACCUUAUACGAUGGCGAGGCUUUACACAUCUGUGGGACACAUGGGAACCCAAGAAAAAUUUAGCUGCUUGUGUUGGACUGGUGGCAGAGUUUGAAAAAAAUAAUCCAAAUCCAAAGGUUGUUAAAACGCCAAACAAAAAAUCAAAAUCAGUUAAUAUGGCAAUUAAACUUAUCAAGAAGAGUAAAACUGGCAGUAAGAUUGUGAAAAAUGAUUCAAAAAAAGCAAAAACCAGUACACCAAAGUUCAAAUUAUCAACGAAUGCAAAAAUUAAAUGGAAGAAGUGCACUCCAGAUAACACACAAGAGAAGAAAUUGUCCCCAAAUGUGAAAAGAAUUAUAUUGAAAGUCAAAAAAGUUUCUCCCAAAUCUAAAACAACGAAAGAAACAGAAAAGAAAACAGGAAAAACUGCCAACCAAAUUGAAAAAGGUCAAGUGAUGAAGAACAAGAAGGAUAUGUGUACUACUAGUAAGCCUACUAAGAAAACUAACUCCACAGUUGAGAAAAAGACUACACAAGCCAAAGGAAUUAAAAGAAAACCGACUCCAUCAGGGAGUGAAGAAAAAGUAAUAAAGAAGAAGUUGAAAAAAGUAUUGAAUGAUGACGAUGAUGAUGAUGAUGUUUUAUAUUCGUUGAUUGAAAAUACAGAAGAAAAAAUAAAACAGAAAUUGGACAAAGUGAAAUCAAAAACUGAAAACUUAAAUAAAGACCAAACAAAAAAAUUACUAGUAAAAACAUCAACUUGUUCAUGUACUACAUCAGAGUCUCCGGAAAGUGUUCAAAAGAUGAAAGAAUCCCCCAAAUCAAUCAAUCGACGACUAUCUUUACUUGAUGGUUUAAAACAUAAACCUUUAAAAACAGAUGUUGCACCUUUACCAGUACCUACAACUAUUCCCUUCUACACCUCAGUAAAACCAUUGAUGAAUCCAUCUCUCUCACUACUGAGUAAAGCCAUGCCAUCUCAUUCUAUCACAAUGGAGUCAUACUUCGCUGAUAUCCCUUCAUAUCAAAUGGCCAGCUCCUUGCCAGUCAGCCCAUCUGCCAUAUCCUACAAGGCCAUGUUGGAUGACUUGCCUCAUCAAAUGCACCCAAAGAAGAAAAAGAAAGAUCCUGAUGUUGAAAGUAACACCUCAAAUGGUGAUGAUAAGAUUGAAAGAAGAAUAAGUGUAAGAACUGCAGAGUGUGCUUUUAGGAAUAAAGAAAUCGUUGUUAAGAAAUGUCAAGGUUAUACACAGAUCUGGCUCAACACCCAUACUCACCUGAAAAAUGCACUAAAUCCACAGGUGAUACAAGAAAUUGUGACAGCAUUGAAUUCAGCUAAGUAUGAUGACAGUAAUCUAGUGAUGUUAAGUAGUAUUGGUAAUGUCUUCUGUUCUGGUGUUGAUCUCAAUUUCUUAACGAGAGGUGAUCCGAAAAUAGCUGCCAGGCAAAUGUCAGACUCAUUACGGGAACUAGUCAAAACAUUUAUAACAUUUCCUAAACCUAUCAUAGCAGUAGUAACCGGAGCAGCUAUUGGACUAGGAAUGGCUAUAUUACCAUUAUGUGAUAUAACAUAUGCUAGUGAUAAAGCUUUGUUCUAUCUACCUUAUUCAGCAUUAUCUCAAAUACCAGAAGGUUGUUCAUCUUUUACUUUACCUCAAGUUUUAGGACUUGCAGUGGGUAGUGAGAUAUUAUUUUGUGGACGUAAAUUAACAGCUUUAGAAGCACAUCAGUUAGGUUUGGUAUCACAGGUAUUUUGGCCAACCAGUAUGAUGCAAGAGGUUAUACCACGAGUACAGCAAAUGGCUUUGUUCUCCGGCAAGGCAUUGGAGACAACAAAACUGUUAAUUAGAUGCCAUAACAGAACCAAGCUAGAAUUGACCAAUGAAACAGAGUGCAACUUACUGCUUGAAAGAUGGCCAUCAGCAGAUUGUCAAAGAGCCAUAUUGUCAUAUCUGGACAACGAGAAAAACUUUAUAUUCUAAUCAUCUUUUAGUCAACCGAAUCUAAAUUAUUACGCAAUAUUGUAAAUUCUAACAAUAAAUUAUUACUCGUUUUACCUAAUGUAAUCAAUUGCUAGGCUUGAAUAAAUCUUUGCAUGUAAAUAAUUAUUAAGAACAAAUAUUUAUAAAAGUAGUGUCUGUAAAAUUCCUAUAUUGUAUUGAAUUUGAUAGCUUUCUUAUUAGCUUUAAUCUUUAGCUUGAACUUCACAAGGGAAUAAUAUGUUUGACAUAAGUGUGUUCACAAAAUUCCUGCAGUGUUUUAUAUAUAAUACUCAUUAGAUUGUGGCAAUAAACUGUGUUUCCUUCAGCAAAUUAAUGAUGACAAAUCACUCUACAUUUCUUCACAGGAAGGUUCCCUAACAGCACUUUAUCAGCCCAAAUUUGAUGCACCAUUAUAAUCAGUUAAUAUAUUUUGUUAUUCACUUUAGUUAUCCAAUAACAAAUUAAUAUUGUAAUACUUGGGCAGCAAUUAUUAUGAAUGAGCAGCAAUGUUUUUACCACAUUUUUGACAUUCUUCAUUUAUUCAUUUUACAAAAAUAUAUUAAUGAUGCCAUGUUCUGCCAGUAAAUUGAUAAGGACGUGUAAAUAUUUAUUAUCAUUACAUAUCUAAUUAUAGAUAAUCCAUACCUUUAAUAAAGGUUUAUAUGUAUAUAUAAUUGAAAUGUACAGGUAGUUAGGCUUGGUGUAUGCGUCCUCUAUUAUACAUAUAGACAACUCAAAGUGUGCUUUAUUAGCUGGCUUGUAUCUUUUAAUAUGGUGUCUUUAGCACCUUCCUAAUUUCCAUUGUGGUAUACAUGUAUGUGUAUAUCUUGUAUAUUAAGCUUGUUACCCCUUGUUUCUGUUGAUAUUUUUAAAUCGUUACAUUACAUAGUGAUAACACUGCCAAAGUUGUCUUCAGUAUUAGUGAAUCACUUUCAGGAAUGCAUUUUACUUCACUUUGUGGUGACAUUUUCUGUCAAUAAUUCCCCCUGUAAUAAAUCACUGAUCAAAGCAAAUGACAUCUCUAUUACAUACUUUUGUCAACAGAGCUUUUGAAAUGGUUUGUUUGGGUUUUUUCCCAGACACUAUAGGAAUUUGUUGGCAUUGGAGAAAUCUUAACAUUGAUAACAACACUAUUAUCUCAGAAAGUUCAUGUUGAAUUUUAUGAUGAACAUGUAUAUAGAAAAUGUAAAUCAAUUCCUUCCUACAAUGAUAUUGUUGUUAUAUCAUAUUGUACUCUAGUAAUUUCUAGACUAGGCUCAAUUAUAUUAAUGUAAAUAUAUUUUAAUUUAUUCACAUCCUAAAAACAUAACUAUAUAUGUCACAUAUACAUAGAAACGAUAGCUAGAAUUUUACCAUUAAAUCUGACAGGUUGACUGACAAUUAAGAAAUUUGUAUCAUAAAUUUUGACAAUUUGGACAUGGACAAUUUAAGAUGCAAUGAAAUGGAAUUUUGAUUUAAAAUUAAUAAAAGGAAAUUUUGUUAACACAUGACAGAAACAAGGUGGCUCAGUGAGUAAGACUCUGGCUCCUUGGCCAAGAAAGUAUUUCAGUAUUUUCUAGCCUGGUUUCUCCUUAUCUGUGGUAUAGCAUGGGAUGAAAACAUUGAGGUCAUGUGUACAAGUUAGUAGUGAUGUAAUAAAAGAACCUGUGAUAGAACAGACAGAAACACUGAUGUCAGGACAAAAUUUCUCUCAUAGUAGUACAUUGUAUGCCAUAUGCUCAUUUAUUUCAUUUAAACAUGUCCUGUAGAGCUGUUUAGCAGAAAUUCUAACACAUUGAUUGAAGUUGAAUUUCUGAGACAUAGAUAUUGGCAAACAUCAGACUCUUAGUCGUGAGUUUUGUAAUUACAAUUUUUAAGUUAAUUUAAUUUUAAUAUUGUCUUAAAAUUUUUAUUUAAAUGUUUUAAGCAUACCAUAAUUAUUCAUAUUUUUAACUACUUUAUUAGAUUUAUUUAUGUUUAUAAGUAUUCUAAUUUUUGGUUCGCAGGGUUUAUUAAUUAAUUAGUUUUAUUUGCCCUUAUUUAAGUGUGUUGGCGCCACUGCUGCCUGUUUGCCCAUUUAUCUAUCAGUCCCUUGUUACAAACUGCAUGUAGAAAUUUAUCUGACUUGAAAAUUUAUUAUAUUGGUAAUAUUUAUUAAAUUUUACUUUAAAGAUUGCAUUGUACUGGUAAUAUCAGGAGUAUAACUUCUGACUCAUGCAGUAGCUUUUGUAUUUAGCUUGUGUGAAUUCAAAUUACAAAUUAGAGUUCUAAUUAAAUGUGUUGGAUAUAGCUAUAGACUAGUGUCAUUGUCAACAUUUAAAUAUUAAAAUCAUUAAAUUUUAUAAAACAUGAUAAAGAAAAGCUGUUUUUUAGGUGCGGUACUAAAAAAAGUUAAAGAGAAUUUAAAUGUUGACCAUACCAUUACUUUUCAAAACUUAUUAUUUUGAUAUUAUUUCUUCUUAUGUGAUAUAGAAUACCUCAAAGUAGAUGAUAGAAUACUUAAGCCUUGAAAUACCUCUAGUACCUUAUAUUUAUUCAGAGCAGAGUAGCCAGAAGAACUGUGGUUGACAGUUUGUUAACACAUGAUAGAAUUGUAUGCAACUAAAAUGGUAGCUUUAUGGGAACCUGGCCAUAUAUGGUUAGUGAAGUAGGCGAAAAUGUUCCUGUUUGCUUUGUGUAGAUCUUGAAUUAUUAUAACUUUCAUAAUUAUGUCAUGUAAUCUUCACACUUAAUUUUAUUGCUAACAUAAAAUCAUUUACCUGUAGGCCAUUCCAAGUUGAAAUCUUUUUCAUCUGACCAAAAUCUUAAGGCAGCUAGGAAUCAUAUUUUAGUGUCUAGAUCUGAAAAAAUAAUUUUAACUUUUCUAUGUAUUUUUAUGAAAAAACAUUGGCUAUUAUUAUACACCAUACUACUAUACUCUGCCCAAAAGAUUUAAAUAUUGAAUUUGCCGAAAAACAAAAACUUCAAGGCGAUGAUUAUAUAUAUAUAUUACAAUAAACUGAUUGUCAUCACUGCUUUAAAAACUGUUCAGUGCAGCACAGUGUAUAUUUUUGUUGAAUAGUGAAAUUUAGGUGAAUUUUAACAUAGCAAAUGGAAAAGAAUGCUUAUUAUUUUAAUGGAGAAUUUCUGCAGUGUCACAUUUGUUAGUAAGGUAAUAAUAUGAAUGUCUGUAACUUUAAGUCAUUAUUUGUAGGCAUUCAACAAAAAUCUUUACUUAAUUUGUCUGAUGUGAUUGAGACCCUUUGGCCCCCUGUACUUUAUUUGUCUGACGUGUUUGAGACCCUUUGGCCCCCUGUUUGAAAUUUUUAUACGCCCACAUUUUCAUGAGGCCAUAUAUUGUCGUCGCGUCUGUCCGUCCGUCCUCAAUUUGUUUGUAGACACUCUACAGGUCACAAUUUUUAUCUGAUUUGAAAUAUAGGUCUAUCUCCCAAAGAUCUCAGUUCCUUUCGAUAUUGGCAUGUAUAGGACCAUAACUUCAUGGAAUAUGACCCCUGAUUUUAGAAAAAUCACGUUUUUAGCUUGUGAACACUCUAGAGGUAAUAAUUUUGAUCCGAUUUUGUUGAAACUUGAAAUGCAUGUUUAUAACCCAAAGGUCUUGGUUCCUAUCGAUAUUCGCGCAUAUUGGAUUGUAACUUCCUGAAUUAUGGCCACGGAUUGUACAAAAAAUCGCAUUUUUAGCUUAUGGUCCCUCUGGAGGUCACAAUUAUUAUCUGAUUUAAAAAAAAACAUUUGAAUAUGUCACCGUUACAGUGCAGCACAGUGUAUAUUUUUGUUGAAUAGUGAAAUUUAGGUGAAUUUUAACAUAGCAAAUGGAAAAGAAUGCUUAUUAUUUUAAUGGAGAAUUUCUGCAGUGUCACAUUUGUUAGUAAGGUAAUAAUAUGAAUGUCUGUAACUUUAAGUCCUUAUUUGUAGGCAUUUAACAAAAAUCUUUACUUAAUUUGUCUGAUGUGGUUGAGACCCUUUGGCCCCCUGUACUUUAUUUGUCUGACGUGUUUGAGAACCUUUGGCCCCCUGUUUGAAAUUUUUAUACGCCCACAUUUUCAUAAGGCCAUAUAUUGUCGUCGCGUCUGUCCGUCCGUCCUCAAUUUGUUUGUAGACACUCUACAGGUCACAAUUUUUAUCUGAUUUGAAAUAUAGGUCUAUCUCCCAAAGAUCUCAGUUCCUUUCGAUAUUGGCAUGUAUAGGACCAUAACUUCAUGGAAUAUGACCCCUGAUUUUAGAAAAAUCACGUUUUUAGCUUGUAAACACUCUAGAGGUAAUAAUUUUGAUCCGAUUUUGAUGAAACUUGAAAUGCAUGUUUAUAACCCAAAGGUCUUGGUUCCUAUCGAUAUUCGCGCAUAUCGGAUUGUAACUUCCUGAAUUAUGGCCACGGAUUGUACAAAAAAUCGCAUUUUUAGCUUAUGGUCCCUCUGGAGGUCACAAUUAUUAUCUGAUUUAAAAAAAAACAUUUGAAUAUGUCACCGUUACACCGUAUUGUUGGUUGAGUUCGGAUUUUAUGAAAAUCGUAAUAAAACUGCCAGACAAAAUGGCCGCCCGUCUACGCAAAUAGUUUAAACCUUUAGAGGUCACAUUUUUGAUCCGAUUUUAAUGAAACUUGAAAUGCAUGUUUAUAUCCCAAAGAUCUUGGUUCCUUUCGAUAUUCGCACAUAUCUGAUCGUACCUUCCUGAAUUAUGGCCCUUGAUGUUACGAAAAAUCGCUUUUUGUUAAUCGUGUUCUCUAGCCAUCUCUUAAAAAUGUGGGCGUAUCCUGCCUGGCAGCUGAUGGUAUCAUACACAAUCAAGACCAUCUAAUCUCUUGUUUGACAUCUGGAUUUAUCAGGAAGAUUUAUUAAACAUAAAAAAACAACUUUAUACCACAUUCUGUUCUGUAUUGUUGACCAAAACAUUAGAAAUAAAACUUGAAAAUAA
Messenger RNA from Patella vulgata (common limpet), 6977 nucleotides. Its product is annotated as testis-specific chromodomain protein Y 2. Gene Ontology annotation, cellular component: nucleus. The record is from RefSeq and is a predicted model, not a curated record. The transcript is spliced from 7 exons. NCBI's taxonomy places the organism in Eukaryota, Metazoa, Mollusca, Gastropoda, Patellidae. Gene Ontology annotation, molecular function: transcription corepressor activity. The coding region runs from base 51 to 2090 and encodes 679 amino acids.